GGGCGCCUUGACAAACCAAUUUUGAUGCCCCUCGUGGUCAAGGGACUGGUCACGCUCAAGACUAGUCUGUCCAUCUCCCGUUAUCUCAAAUCAACGCUUGGAAGCACCGGUUGUUUGGACGGCCAGCAAGCAAUGCCUUGUCCAAGGUCAUGGUUGGCUUUUUGUUGGUCGCUGUUCCCGUCACUCACUGGUCAGAUCCAACAACCACCAAGCUGAACUCAUUGUUGGAGUUUGUUUUUCUCACUUGCUCUAGUAAUUUUCAACCAUGAGGUUCCUUCACUUGAUUCGACCCGUCAUGUGCGUCCUCCCUGAGGUCGCCAGUCCAGACCGCAAGAUCCCCUUUCGUGAAAAGCUGCUUUGGACCACCAUUACACUCUUUAUUUUCCUUGUCUGCUGUCAAAUCCCCAUCUAUGGUGUGCAAAGUGCCAAGUCGUCUGAUCCCUUCUACUGGAUGCGUGUGAUCCUGGCUUCCAAUCGAGGAACUCUGAUGGAAUUGGGUAUCAGUCCCAUUGUCACCUCUGGAUUGGUUAUGCAGCUGCUUGCUGGUUCCCGUAUCAUUGAAGUGGACUACAAUGUCAAAGAAGAUCGAGCUCUCUUUUCGGGUGCUCAAAAACUAUUCGGUAUUCUUAUCACUACUGGCGAAGCCAUUGCCUACGUUGUCAGUGGCAUGUACGGAGAUUUGGGAUCGAUUGGACCUGGUAAUGCCAUUCUGAUCAUUGCUCAGCUCUUCUGUGCUGGAUUGAUUGUCUUGACUUUGGAUGAAUUGUUGCAAAAGGGAUACGGACUAGGUUCGGGAAUUUCUUUGUUCAUUGCCACCAACAUUUGUGAAACCAUUGUCUGGAAGGCAUUCAGCCCAACUACCAUCAACACUGGUCGUGGAACCGAGUUUGAGGGAGCCAUCAUUGCUCUUUUCCAUCUCAUGAUUACCCGAACCGACAAAGUUCGUGCCUUGAAAGAAGCUCUCUAUCGUCAGAAUCUACCCAACUUGACAAACUUGAUGGCCACCGUCCUGAUAUUUGUCAUUGUCAUUUACUUCCAAGGAUGGCGUGUCGAUCUCCCCGUCAAGUACCAAAAGUACCGUGGACAACAAGGAAACUAUCCCAUCAAGCUCUUUUACACGUCCAACAUGCCCAUCAUUUUGCAGACGGCUUUGGUCUCCAACUUGUACUUUGUCUCACAGCUUCUUUACAACCGCGCUCCUACUAAUGUCUUGGUACGCUUGUUGGGAACCUGGCAAGAUCGGGAGGGACAGCCUGGUAACAAGAUGCCUGUUGGAGGCAUUGCCUACUACAUUUCCCCUCCUUCCAGUUUUGCCGAAAUCAUCUACGAUCCGUUCCAUGCUGUCUUCUACUUGAUCUUUAUCUUGACUGCCUGUGCACUCUUCAGUAAGACAUGGAUUGAGGUCUCUGGAGCUUCGGCCCGUGAUGUUGCCAAGCAGCUGCGUGAUAACCAAAUGGUCAUGAAGGGACAUCGUGACACGGCUUUGAUCCAUGUCUUGAACCGUUACAUCCCUACCGCUGCUGCCUUUGGUGGAAUGUGUAUUGGUGCUUUGUCCGUCAUUGCCGACUUUAUGGGAGCCAUUGGUACUGGAACUGGUAUUUUGCUUUCGGUCACCAUCAUUUUCCAGUUUUACGAAGCUUUCCUAAAAGAGCAGAGAGAAGGAAUGGGGGCCUUUGGUUUCUAAGAAGCAAACACAAACAAACAAAAAGCAACAAUAAUGGCGAGACUGAUAGCCACUACAUCCUUUUUCAUUUUCUGCUUGGUGUGUGAAUGCCGACCACGUGCUGUUUUAGGUCUUAUAAAUGUCCUUCUCGACAUGAGAACUACGUGACCUGAAGUGUUUGCUGACUCUUCCCAUCCAUCCUGCGUAAACGUACUGUACUGUAUUGAAAACAUGGUGAUUAUGUAUCGGUAUGCAUUUGUUUCUAAAAUAGGGGUCAGUGGCCAUUGCCUUUCUUUUCGUUAGUGCCGCAGUAAUCAUUACAGAAGGUGCGCUCGUCUUCUGCAACAAAUGAUCCUUCAAGUCCCGAGGCCCCAACAGCGCGAAAGUUGUUCUCUAAUGGUGCGAAUGAUAUCAUUUUGUUAGGCAAGUCUCGUGUCACGAACAAAGUCGUCGACCAACUUUUCGUAGGUCUGAGGGUGCUUCAUCAUGUGUGUGACAUGCUUCGAGUCGUCGAAUUUCUGCACAGUCACAUUGGAGAACUUCUUUCGGUUCUCAAUGAGCUCUUCCAAUCGAUACACGUUGGUGAUGCUAUCGGCAGUGCUGUAAAUGUAGGCUUGUCGAAGACAGACCCGUCCCUCUCUCAUGUUGUUCCAGAACGUCCAGCGCACGUCGGGUAGUCCCAAGAUCCAGUUGAAGACCACGGACACGGCUCCGGCCAAGAAAAAGAGGAUACCCACGAUUAUCUUGAUGAUCAGCGAUUGUCCAAACACCACUCCGUUGGUGCUCGUGAAGCCCAACUUGAUGUCUGGAUAAGCGGGGCAAGAAUCGAAGAUCUGUCCAUCCAAUCGUGCUCCGACGAGGCACAAGUCCUCACUGCCGCGCAUCUUGAGGUCCUCUCUAGCCAGUUGAAUCAGACACUCCAUUCGUUCUACGAGGAACGAUCCAGCGUUGCUAAACGAAUGGAGAAUGACGGGAAUCUUCUUUCCGUCCUUUUCAUUGUCUCGCAAAAUUUUCGCCACUUCCGACACGGCGUCGCGAACGCAACCGUCCAAGCUCGGGUAUCCCAGAUGCAUCAUGACCUCAAGGGUAUCUGCCACAACCGAUACGGUCGCACAAUCUCGCUUGCGGUAGAGCUCGGCAUAUUUUUCGACAUGACGCAAUUCGGCGCCCCACCAUCCCAUGAUGAGAACAACAGCGCGAGGGAAGUCGACUUUGCUGCUGUUGCCGUCCUGAGGCUCGGCAUUGACCAAAAUCUUCUGAGGUGCCAUGAUAGAUCCGAUUUCGUUGCCCUAACAACUAGCUUUGUGAGGUCGCUUGCUUUGCCUUUGGAAGAUCCUCCUUUUUGUGGUCAGUUUUGGUCUCUGCAUCCACUCCUGAUGCCAAGGAACCCACGGCAAUUGAAAUCGUUUGUUUUCGUGGGAUCGUACGUUUUGGAUUACUUGCAUCUUGCUCAAUACUGACUAUUUUGCACACCAUUUAGAUAGUGGUGGGAAUUCAGUGAUUAGGACGAUCGCUUAAUCACGAUGGUACUUAGGUUUUCCCUGUUCGGUGUAGCUGCUUCCAUGUCGCCUUGCUCAUGGAGGGAGGUCCACGAUCGAUUGCCUUCUCAGUCGAUGCGUUGUGUGACAUCGACGAGCCAUCGCUGUUACCUCGGCGCACUCCAAGGCAAGUUUCUCGCUCGAGCUUUUCGGGGGGGGGGGUCGGGAGUGAGGUGGGU
This is a messenger RNA of Seminavis robusta, 3380 nucleotides long. The record is from the annotation of a GenBank genome assembly. Lineage: Eukaryota; Bacillariophyta; Bacillariophyceae; Naviculales; Naviculaceae.